Molecule: messenger RNA, 2775 nt
Organism: Meloidogyne enterolobii
Lineage: Eukaryota; Metazoa; Nematoda; Chromadorea; Rhabditida; Meloidogynidae
Source: the annotation of a GenBank genome assembly
AAAAGGAUUUUCAUUGAAAAUGAGUACAGAUGAACAUCAAUCAAAUGAUCGAAUUCUUCAUGCAAAAAAUUUGUUGAAGAAAUUCCAAUCAAAGCACACUCAACGUUCUGAAGAUUUUAAUUCAUUUAAUUCUUCAAAUGGUUUGGAAAUUUGUAUUGACCAUAAUAUUUUACAAAAUUCAAAUAAUUCUUGCUCUUCCUCCCCUUCAAUUCUUCCAAAUUUUUCAAAAUCUGCGAGUGAAACGAGAACUCUUUUAAAUGAUGGAAAUUUAAUUAAUGGACCUAUUGGAAGUUUUACUAGUGAAUUACUUCCGUUUAAUCAAAAGGAGGUGGGAAAUCAGGUUAGGUGCUACUCUGUGCCUGAAAAUUUGAGAAUUGAAGAGGGAGAUUUGAACGGUUCAAGGAGUUUAUUGAUCCAAAAAGAAGAAGAAUUGGCCACUGCUCUUUCAAAACUUAAUUCACUUCAUUCAAGUUAUUCAGAAUUAUAUAAUGCCUAUAAUCGAUUAGUGGAGAAGAAAAAUAAUGAUUUGGAUGGGAGAGAGACUCCAGUACAUAUUAACAAUCAAAUACAACAAUUACAAAUUGCUUUAACUCACUCAUUAGAAGAAAAAACUAAUUUACAAAAAGAAUUGAGAGAAUUAAAAACAAAAAUGGAAGAAUUACAAAAUUUAAAAAGUGCUCCUUUACAAAAUCAACAAAAUGAUUUGUUGGCAACUUCCUUGACAACAAAUUUAAUAAAAAGUGACGAUUUUUCUGAUUUACGUUUAGCAAAUAUUCAACAAGAAAGGGAUGAAUUACUAUCAACUGUUUCCAAUCUUUCACAACAAAUUGAAGAAGAAUGGAAAUUAUCUUCAAAUUUGGAAGCUAAACUUUUUUUGGCACAACAGGAUAAAAUGGAUACACAGGCCCACUUAAAAUCAAUUUACCACGAUAAAGUGCAAUUAGAACAAAAUUAUGAGCAUUGUAAAAAAGAAUUGGCUAUGCGUGAUAUUUAUUUACAGCAAUUAUCAAAACAAUUUCAAUUUGAACAUUUGCCUAAAAAUGUAAAUUUUGAGGAGAAAAAUGAAGAAAAUAAAAAAUCCUCUUCAAAUGAGCAACUCAUUUCUCUCAAACUAGAAUUGGAUAAUUCACAGAAAAAUGUUCAGACACUACAAGAACAGCUUCAAAUAACUUCUUUACAGGCUAAUUCUCAAUUGAAAAUGGUUGAGGAAGAGUUGGAAACUACUCGUGCUAAAUUUAACGAAAUUUGUUCGCUCAAAGAUUAUUUAGAAGAAAGUUUGCGUAUUGCACAGGCAACUAUUGAAAAAGAUAAUUUAAUAAAUAAUAAUUCUGUAGAAGAUCAACAACAGUCUUCAACAACAGAACUUGAAUCAUUAAAACAACAAAUUUCUAAUUUAUUAUUAGAAAAAGAACAACAAUUAAAUUUAAAUAAACAAACUUUGGAUAAACUUGAAGAAGAGAAAAAUGGGCAAAUUGAAGAAUUAAAAAGUGAAUUGAAUGAGGCAAUGGAAAGAAUUGGGGAAUUGGAAAAGGAUAAAAUUAUUAGAGGGAAUAUUGAUCAGGAUGCCAGUACCCUUUCAAUUCAAUUACAAAAUGAAAAAGCAACAGUUUCUAGAGCUAUAGCUCAAAAUCUCGAAUUAAAAACUCAACUUGGAGAACUUCAAAAUCGUUUAGUUCAAGUAAUUAAUUCUUCCGCAGAAAAAGAAGAUGAACGUUUAACAGCAUUAAAUUCAGUUUCUAAAUUGACACAGGCUUUGAAUGAAUUGAAAGAAGAAAAGGAGAAAGAGGAAAAUUUGAAGGAAUUGGUUGAAAAGCAAGUACAAACUGACAAUGAGGGAAUUAGUGAAGUGAAUUUACAAAAUUUGGAAAAUAAAAAUGUGGAUCAAUCUUCGACUUUACUUUCUUCAGACACAUUUGCUUCAAAUGAUUCAUUAAUGGUUCACGUCCCAUCAUCAGACCAAGUCUCUAGUAUUGAGACGGAGUUAAGUGAAGAAAAUGUUGUAGAAGAAGAGGGACUAUUGGAAGGAAAUGAACAAGAGAAUAAAGAGGAGCAAGGAAGUGAGGAGGAGAAGAGGCAACAAGACGAGGAAGUUAAGUUGAAUGGAGAAAGAAAAGUGAAGAAGACGUCAGCUGAAAUGGACGAAGAAGAAUUGAAAGUGAAGGAAGCGAAGAGGCAUGAAGAGAAAGAAGAAGCGGAGGAGGGUGAAGAAAAUAAUCGUCAAAAACUCCAAAAACGAUUAGAACAACUUUGCCAAGAAAACGAGCAAUUUCGUUUAGAUAAUCAAAAACUUCAAUAUUGGCUAACUGCUGUAGAAACAGAAAAUGAGUCGAUAGGGGAAUAUGUUGCUUUGUAUAGAUUUCAAAGAGGAAAUGUACAAAAAAGAAUUGCCGAAAAUGAGGCUAUGCUUAAAGAAUAUAAAAAACAAAAUUUUGAGUUGAUGACCCAAUUAUCAACUGUUUGUAAUUCUUUAAACUCGUUUUUGAUGGCCGAAUGUAUUGAAGAGGUAGACAACCAAAAAUCUGAGGAAGAAAAUAAUUUAAUUAAUAAAGACAGUCAUAAUAAUGAAUUGGUGAAUGAUCGACAUAAACAAAUUGACAAUUUAAGGAAAAUUGUGGGGACUUUGCAGAAGAUAAUGCCAGUAGACCAAAAAGCCUUUUCUGAGGCCACCUGUUCUGGUUCUAAUAGCGGUGGUGGUGGUGCUGGGAAUUUACAAGCCCGUUGUGUUGGGUGUAGAGGGGAAAUAACUACCCUGUGAUUUUUUAAAAAAUAAAUAAA